Echinostoma caproni is the source of this 258-nucleotide messenger RNA. The record is from the annotation of a GenBank genome assembly. Lineage: Eukaryota; Metazoa; Platyhelminthes; Trematoda; Plagiorchiida; Echinostomatidae.
AUGUUGGUCAAAGUACGUGUCGGAGAGUCUAUUUGGUAUUUACGUGGUCUGAGUGCAGGUCAACGAGACGUAUGGAUGUCAGCCAUCGAACGACAUCGAGUUGCCGAAUCCGGUUACGGAUCAGAGAAAACACUCAAUCGUCCCAGCUCUUUGUUGUCUUUGAACUCUGGACACAGUCCCAGCAUUGGCUCGUCGUCUAGUUUCAAACGAAGUCGGCGUUUACGUGAGAAAUUGGCGGAGAUGGAAACAUUCAAGUGA